AUGCUUCUGCUCCUCUUUCUGUUCUUAUGGCUUACCUCAAUAACUUCAACAUCAUCACUAUCUCCAACUUACAAUGAUAUUUACUGUCCAAACAACACAACCUUCGAAUCCAACAACAACACAAUACUCAAAAGAAAUCUCAAUGUCCUACUCUCCUCUCUCGUCACCAACGCCACGCUAGGCGGCGCUGAUUUCUACUCCACCUUCAUGGGAUUGGGAACAACAAACGUUGUCAACGGUGUUUUCCUCUGCCGCGGUGACGUUAACUCCACCACGUGUCAGAAUUGUGUAACCACAGCAGCCACAGAUAUAACACGCCUCUGUCCUAACAAAACGGAGUCAAUUAUUUGGUUUGAUGAAUGCAUGCUGCGUUACACUAACCGUUAUUUUAGCCCCACCAGUAUCGUCCCAAGAGCGAAUUUGAAGAAUGAAAGGAACAUCACUACCUCGAAAUUGGAUACCUUUAAUGGAAUGUUGUUGAGUUUCUUGGAUAGGUUGGCUAGAGAAGCUGCAAAUUCUCAGACAGCGAAGCAAUUCGCGACCGGAGAAGAUAACUUCAACUUAAGCAUAAGCAGUUCUUCGGUUUAUGGAUUGGCGCAGUGUGUGCCCGGAAUGACGAAUGUUCAGUGUGAGGAGUGUUUAGUAAACGCGUCGAGAACUCUUUUGACAUGUUGUGAAGGAAAACAAGGUGCUAGAGCUCUUCUAGCAUGGUGUAAUAUCAGAUAUGAUUUCUACAAGUUUUACAAUGCAACCGAUGAUUCAUCUUCGCUUCCUCCUCCUUCUUCUGGAAAGAACAAGUCCGGGUCAAAAACAAGAACGGUCUUGAUUGUUGUUCUUGUUACCGGGUCAACAAUUCUGUUAUGUUUAGGCUGCUAUUUCCUCAUCAGAAGAUCAGCAUGGGAGAAAUAUAAAACCCUUUUGAAAGAAAAUUUUGGUGAUGAAAGUGCCGCGUUACAGUCAUUACAGUAUAGUUUAACGACCAUUGAAGCAGCCACAAAGAAAUUUUCAUCAGAGAAUAAAAUAGGCAGGGGAGGAUUUGGAGAGGUUUACAAGGGUAUUCUUGUAGAUGGAAGGCAAAUAGCAGUGAAAAAGCUAUCUCAGAGUUCAGGACAAGGUGGAGUAGAGUUCAUAAAUGAGGUUUUACUAAUAGCGAAACUUCAACAUAGAAAUUUGGUAACCUUAAUAGGUUUUUGUUUGGAAGACCAAGAGAAAAUGCUCAUUUACGAAUACGUGCCCAACAAAAGUCUCGAUUACUUUUUAUUCGAUCGCCACAAGGCUAGAUUAUUACACUGGUUUGAACGUUAUAAGAUCAUCGAAGGAAUUGCGCAUGGAAUACAUUAUCUACACAACCAUUCAAGAUUGAAGAUUAUUCAUCGUGAUCUCAAACCUAGUAAUGUAUUGUUAGAUGAUAAUAUGAAUCCUAAAAUAUCUGAUUUCGGUAUGGCAAGAAUGGUGGCGCUAGAUCAAGAUCGGGGAAGUACAAAUAGAAUUGUUGGAACAUAUGGCUAUAUGUCUCAAGAAUAUGCAAUGCAUGGACAAUUUUCAGAAAAAUCAGACGUCUUCAGUUUUGGAGUCAUAAUUUUGGAGAUGAUUAGUUCAAAAAAGAACGCCCGUUCUCUUUUAUCAGAUAACACCGAUGACCUCUUGAGUUAUGCAUGGAAACAAUGGAGGGAUCAAACACCAUUAGAACUAGUAGACCAAGAUAUAAAAGAAUCAUGCAACCAUAAUGAAGUGGUUAAGUGUAUUGGAAUUGGUUUAUUAUGUGUUCAAGAGAAACCUGAUGAUAGACCUACAAUGGCAACAGUUGUUUCGUAUCUCACUAGCCCUUCGGCGGAGUUGCCAUUUCCAAGAGAGCCGAUAGAGUCUGUGCACAGUGGAAUACUGCAAAAUGUAGUAACAGGGGGGUUGAGUUCGACUUCUAUAUCGACAUUCAAUGAAAUAACUUCAUCAGUAAGUUCUGCAUUCUCUGCCAGUGCUUAG
Molecule: messenger RNA, 1980 nt
Organism: Lathyrus sativus (Indian pea)
Lineage: Eukaryota; Viridiplantae; Streptophyta; Magnoliopsida; Fabales; Fabaceae
Source: the annotation of a GenBank genome assembly